GCUCGACACGAGGGGAGCAGUGGAACGGUUUCGAUGAGCACUGUGGCUGUUGCAAUGGCGUUGCUGUUGCUGCUUGGCUUCAAACAUGGCGAUGCUGCUGCAACUUUUGUUGUUGGCGACUCGAAUGGAUGGAACCUGGGCGUGGAGGGAUGGCCUAAUGGGAAGGUGUUUAGAGCCGGUGACAUAUUAAGAUUCAACUAUAACCCGAUAGUUCACAACGUGGUGAUAGUGGACGAGGGGGGUUAUAGAAGCUGCAUAGCUCCAAGAGGCGCCAAAGUGUUCAAUUCAGGCAAGGAUGAGAUCAUGCUCUCAACAGGACACAGCUUCUUCAUAUGCGCCACGCUAGGCCACUGCCAAGGUGGAAUGAAAAUUGCUAUCAAUUCCCUCUAGUUCUCAACCCCCCCG
Molecule: messenger RNA, 405 nt
Organism: Cucurbita maxima (winter squash)
Lineage: Eukaryota; Viridiplantae; Streptophyta; Magnoliopsida; Cucurbitales; Cucurbitaceae
Product: basic blue protein-like
Exons: 2
Coding region: 34-390 (118 amino acids)
Cellular component (GO): plasma membrane
Molecular function (GO): electron transfer activity
Source: RefSeq, a predicted model, not a curated record